This is a messenger RNA of Cladocopium goreaui, 2039 nucleotides long. NCBI's taxonomy places the organism in Eukaryota, Dinophyceae, Suessiales, Symbiodiniaceae. The record is from the annotation of a GenBank genome assembly.
GCUUCGCCAUGCUUCGCCUAUGCAUGGCUCCAAAGACUGAGCUGUGAGCGGAGAGCUUUCGGCGGUUCGAGUGAUGGGAACGUGUCUUGCACGCAGUGUGGAUUGGCGUGAGGGCUGCAGCUGUUUCAAGGGGCCGCUGCGCUUGUAUGUGGAUUCGCAAGAUAGUCCUUGGCACUUCUUCUCGACUCCAGAUCUCAAUUCCCCAGGUGGGACGAACUCGCCAAUGAAACGGGCGAGAACCUGGAGCUCGAGUCAACAGAAAGAGCGCUAUAGAAAAUUUCAACACCUCCUGAGCUCUCCAAAGCGGCUCAAAGCGGAUGAGUUGGACUUUGGUGAGUUGAACUUGCACGAGCGCGCCAACAGCAUCAUGCAUCACUGGAAAUUCCGCGGUGCUUACCGCCCGAUCACUGCAUUUUAUGAGUUCGAACGCAAGUUGGGGGAGGGUGCUUUUGGUUCUGUCUCUAAGUGGCGCCUGCAUGCAUCUACUCAAGCGGUUGCAGUAAAGCAGAUCAAGUGGCGGAAGAUUUGGCAUGGUUUCUUCCGAAACCGUGCGGCUGAACAGGCCAUUCGGAAAGAGCUAAAGUUGCUCUUGGUUCUUGACAACCCAUUUAUUAUCAAGUUUCGAGAAUGGUUUGAGGAUCUUUGUAAAGGCAUUUUCUUCGUCAUGGAGCUAUGCUCUGGGCCUUCUCUACAAUCCAUCUUGGAGGAUGUAUGCAAGCAAUCAGACGAGCUUCGGCGAGAGAAGCUACCCAAGUUUCGCCGGCACUUCAGAGAGAUUUCAUAUGCCAUCAGCUACCUGCAUGGCAUGGAGCCUCCGGUUGUACACCGUGAUUUGAAGCCAGAGAACAUCCUCCUGGCCGAUUGCACGGAGCACGGCACUGUCAGGCUGAUUGACUUCGGCUUGGCUUCCUUGAAGACUGACGAAGACGCUCCUUUGGCUGUGGGCACCAUGGUCUUUAUGGCUCCGGAGACCUUCACGAACGUGAAUGUGGAGUUGGAUCAGCAGACAGAUGUGUGGGCACUGGGCGUGAUUUUGAUGUGGAUGAUGACAGCUCUGCAGUCGGGCUCUCUGCAGCAUCCUUGCUUGGAUCAAGAUGAAGGUCGGGAAUUUGACGUCAAGUGGAUCGCGCUGUAUAAUGCCUUCAGAGACCAGGUGCCGUGGAAUCGAUCCCUCAUUCCUGACUAUUUGGCAGUAGCCCCGAUUCUGGACAAGGUUCUGGUGUACCAGCCUGAAGAGCGUUGUCAUGCCUGCAGCAUCCUAGAGGACCCCUGGCUGUGCGUCUCAGAUCCUGCCAUCUCAGCCUCGGCCGAGCUCUUGGAGCGCGGUUCGCUGCUGUACAACCUCCGCACCUUUGGAGACCUGACAGAUCUGGAGAAGAAGAUUGUAUCGCUGGUUGCGGAUCACGCUCCAGAUUCCAAGCUAGCCCUGCUCCGGAGGACAUUCCGUGCCUUCGACACUUCGCGGCAAGGGGUGUUGAACGUGUCAGAACUGAUCGAAGGUUUCAGGAGGCAUGAUGUUCAAAUCUCAGAAGAAUUGAUCCGAGAUUUAUUUAAUGCUGUCGACAUUGACCACAACAAAGUCAUCAGCUACCAGGAAUGGCUUGCGGCCACCAUCGGCCCUGGUAUUCUUGAUUCAGAAGCUGCGCUCGAAGCUUGCUUUCGCCGGCUGGAUCCAGAAGCCAACGGCUGCAUCACCAGAGAAGACCUCAUAAGGGCAGUUGGCGAGGAGGGUGCUGAUGAGGUCUUUGCGUAUCUGGUUGGAUUGAUGAAGAUUCGUUUUUUGCGAUAGAUGAGAUCACGUUCGAAGAGUUCAAGGACAUGGCGCGGAAGAUUGGUGAAAAACGUGCUGGGACAUCGCAAUCUUCCAGAAGAGCCAUCUCUGUGAUUGGUACAGCUGAAAGCAUUGCGGCCAGCGUUCGGCCCAAGCGGAACACGGUGACCCUGACAACCACUGGAGCUGUCGCGUGAAAAGCUGCACAAAGGCCACAAUGUCCGGAGCAUCUGAAAGGUAGUCGCGGAGUUUAGGAGGAACCACUUGC